Glycine soja is the source of this 973-nucleotide messenger RNA. Its product is annotated as temperature-induced lipocalin-1-like. Lineage: Eukaryota; Viridiplantae; Streptophyta; Magnoliopsida; Fabales; Fabaceae. Bases 148 to 702 code for a protein of 184 amino acids. The record is from RefSeq and is a predicted model, not a curated record. The transcript has 2 exons.
ACAAGCUUUGUAUCUGCUAUCUAUCUAUUUAUAUCCACAUUAGAAACCUUAUCAAACCCAACAACCACUACAAAGAACCAAGAAACCAAGCAAAUCAUUGUUCUCUCUGUCCUGUGUUUUGUGAUUUCCCCCUUCAAGCCACCACCAAUGGCCAACAACGAGAUGCAAGUUGAGAGGGGUUUGGACUUGGAAAGGUACAUGGGGCGUUGGUAUGAGAUAGCCUCUUUCCCUUCAAGGAACCAGCCCAAGGAUGGCGUGAACACCAGAGCCACAUACACUCUUAGGAAUGAUGGCACUGUGCAAGUGCUCAACGAGACUUGGAGUAAUGGCAAGAGAGGGCACAUAGAGGGAACUGCUUUUAAGUCUAACCGCACAAGUGAUGAGGCCAAGUUCAAGGUCAAGUUUUAUGUCCCUCCCUUUUUGCCUAUCAUUCCUGUAACAGGGGACUACUGGGUUUUGUUCAUUGAUGGUGAUUACCAGUACGCUUUGAUUGGCCAACCAAGCAGGAAUUGCCUUUGGAUAUUAAGCAGGAAACCCCAUCUGGAUGAUGAGAUCUACAACAAGCUUGUUCAGAGAGCUAAGGAUGUAGGAUAUGAUGUGAGCAAACUCCACAAGACCCCACAGAGCGAUCCUCCACCAGAGGAAGAAGGCCCCCAAGACACAAAAGGCAUUUGGUGGCUCAAAUCCAUUUUGGGGAAAUAGGCCUCCAUGAUGAUAUAUAAUUUAUUAUAAUGAAAAUGUAUUUCAAUUUCAUUACAUGCAAUGAAUAGACAGAUAAUGAAUUUUUAGUUGGGCAAUUUCAAGUUAGAAUGCCUCUAAGGCAUGUAUACAUUGGUUUGCUAUUUUAUCUGUAUAUGAACUUUUGUGUGGUGUCACUGGUGUGGCUGUUGCUUGGUUCACUGAUGUCUCCUUACUUUUGUUCUUAACAAUUAAAGGUUGUCUAAUUAAUCAAAGAAAAACUUUGGCGUGUGAA